Molecule: messenger RNA, 3243 nt
Organism: Kwoniella mangroviensis CBS 8507
Lineage: Eukaryota; Fungi; Basidiomycota; Tremellomycetes; Tremellales; Cryptococcaceae
Exons: 7
Coding region: 1-3243 (1080 amino acids)
Biological process (GO): regulation of telomere maintenance via telomerase; telomere capping
Cellular component (GO): nuclear telomere cap complex; chromosome, telomeric region
Molecular function (GO): G-rich strand telomeric DNA binding; telomerase inhibitor activity
Source: RefSeq, a predicted model, not a curated record
AUGACGCUCCCCAAGAGACCCAGGAGGUCAUCCACACCCAGAACUAUACCUCUCGAUCACUCUCACCUCGUGGUCGGUUCCACCCUUCCAGCAACCCAUAUCAAGAGCAGGAUCUCAAUUGUAUGGGGUAAAAACGCUUCUAUCUCUCCAGGCGAUAUACCAAGAGUAUCCUUCUCUGUCAAUCACAAGUUUGACAUACCCGUAGGAUAUCAACCGAAUGAUUACGUCUUACCCACAGAGAACGAAAGGAUAGUGAGAUAUGAGAUCAAGAUCAACAUCUACCACUCGCAAUAUAACCCGAAUAGCCAGGUUGACAAGUUGAAUAAUCAUGUGCAGAGUCUGAGUGAAGAAGGGUACGACUGGUUGAUCAGCUUGUCAAAAAAGCAGAUGCAGAUCGAAACCACCGGUAUGGAAGUUAUCAAGAAGACGGAAGGACCUGAUAAUGGAAAUGUUCACAUCGUUGAACUUCAAGCUGUAGGUGAGAGGGAGAUAUGGUACGACGAGGGUAAGAAAGUCAAGAAGAUAAUGCCUGAGAUUCCUUUACCCUCACAAGCCCCUGACUGGUUCUCUAGCUCCGCACCUACCGUUUCAUCACCUGUUCACCCUACUUCACAACAUCAACCCCUUGAUACUUCCAACAAAGGUGAACCAUCUCGAUUAAAACCUUUGACAUCGUUUCCUCCACCUGAUCUUACUCGAGUACCUUCAAGAUCAUCAACCUCUUCCCAUUCGUCCAUCCCACCUCGACCGACCAAACGACCUUCGACAGAAGAAGAGGAAGAUAGACAAGGUGAUAAGAGGGUCAAGGGUAUUCUGAAGGAUAAAGAAGCUGGAAGAAUUGAAGAGCGUCCUAUUGUGGAUGACGGGCAAGUGAACGAAGCAGACAUAGUGAAGGACGUGCAGAAGGAAAAGAAGAAAGAACCCAGAACCGUCGUUCAACUUGGACCUCCAGGAUAUCAAGCUCUGAUCGAUACCGUCAUAUCACCUGUAGGCUCGAAGGGCAAUGAGAAGGAACGAUCCUCACCAAUACAACAGCAGAUCGUCGUCAAUCCCGCUGAUGUUAUCAUUGAUGAACGAAGUCGAGCAGAAACAGUAGAAGGAAUUGCAACCGAUCCAGAAUUCCCACCAAUCUCACACGACAUCUCUCCUGAUACAUCACCCAAAACAAAUCUUCCAAACGCUUCAGCCAACACCUCUCAGUCUAUCCACAUGGCGUAUAACCCUAUCUCCGCUGAACAUAUCCAUCCGACCCCUCUGCAAGCCAUGACGCCCUUUCGAUCACCGUCAACCACAUCAUUCAAUCUGGCUCAAGCCCUCAGCAGUCCCUCGUAUCCUUCGCUCAGACGGUCCACCCCUGCAAUAUCACAAAGUAGCCCUGUGGCGUUUACACCGCGUGCAGAGAGAGAGCGACUCGUCACUGCUAGAAGGCAAGUGGAGGAAAAGAGGAGAGGUCAAGUGCAAGCUGCACAGGCGGAAAGUAGCAGAGCCGCGCAAGCGAGGUUAGCAGAUGUACAGAGAUUGGAAGGGUCGUUGAUAACAAACGGAAAGGAGUAUACACCACUUCGACAUCUGACUUCUGGGUCUAUAUGCAAUAUAACAGGAGUAGUGGUUGCAACAAAAGCUGUGACCGUGACCAAAUCAUUCGAUCAUCUCAUGUCAGUGAUUCUCUGCGAUCCCACUCGUCAUGCGUGCGAUCCAUCAGCCAACGAAGAGCUGGUCGUAUCUAUAUUCCGGAUUCGACAAUCCGAUCUACCCACAAAUGUGUCUCCCGGAUCUGUCAUGCUCUUUAGAGGUCUCAAGAUAUCUAUGUUCGGUGGGAAAACCAAAGCUCAAGCAUUCUCUAGUUCCAACAACACUUGGGUUUAUCUCGAACAUGGAAAAGAGAUCAAAUACGAAAAUCAGAGUCUGAUGAAUCCACCCUUGAACAGAAUGGAAGUGGAUAGGAUGGUUGAUCUGUUCAAUUGGUAUAAGGACUUGCAUCAAUUUCCUUAUGGAGCUGGGACCUUUGGGUCUGACGCGCCAUCGAGAAGAUCAUCUCUGACACCAGGUGUACCGAGAGAUGCGAUCACCCUAAGCCAAGUUACUCCCGCCACUUUCUUCGACGCCGUGGUCAAGAUAAUGUGUGUUGUCCGAAACAAUCAUCGCAAGCCAGACAUGGAACUUUACGUGUCAGACGGAACAACCUCAACGUCUUAUCAACUUCGCAAUUUUCAUAAUAUUCAAAUACAAGGUUUACCCAACAAAGCUUUGUUCAUACUUGCCAUCCACGAUCUACCUCCAAGUCAUGAAAUGCCAUCAUUCGAUGUGGGGAACAUAGUCAAGUUGGAAAAUGUGAGGAGUAAGUUGUAUAGAGAUGCGUUGGAGUUGAGUUGGUCGGAGCUGCCUACUUCCGAUCAGGCGCUUCAGGGUUGGAGGAGAAGGAAAUGCAUGUUGAUUGAUGAGCAUGAUGAGAGGGCUCGAGUGAUCGAAAGACGACUACGAGCGCUCAAACGAGGAGAUAUUGUUGAUUCACCGGCUGUAAACACUCAACAGCCGAUAUUGGUGGAUGAUUUCCAUAGUACUUUCUCGACCGCAAACCAGAUUCCUCAGCCAAACGUGAACUUUUAUUCCACUCUCGAUCAUGGUACCACUCGAACAGACCUGCCAUCUCGCAUAGCAACUCACCUUCAAACGAUCCACACCGACCCCAUCGAACAUCCCUUAUCGACCAUAGGCGAUAUCAUCAACAACUCAACCAUUCCUAAUAAAUAUCGUAUCAUCGCUCAAAUCAAAUCGAUCGUUCCUCGCUCUCCAUCCGAUAAUAUCAUUCAGGCGUAUUGUACUCAUUGUAAAUCGUCUUUCAAGAACGGCUGGGCAUGGUGUCAGAGCUGUAACGAUACCGAUGGAUAUCAUUCUGAAUGGAGAUAUAGAUUCUUGGUUGUUUUCAAGGAUGAGAAGGGUGACGAGCUGGCGGGAUUGGUCGCGGAUCAGGAAGCUACCGAAUUCUUACCACCCCUCCCACCUCGGAGUACCUCGACAAACCCAAACGAUCUGCGUAAAUCCGAAAGAAGAAGGAUGGAACUAAUAGGUCAAGUGUACAAUAUCUUGCAGGGUGCCAAGAUGGAUGGGGUUAGGACGAAACCGUACAUCGAUAUGAGUUUGGAAGUUUAUCAUAUACUCAAGCCAAAUGCUGAACCGGAAAAUGGGGAGAAGGAGAAGGUGGUGGUGGGCAGAAUGUUUGGGAUGAAGAGCGUUACUCAAUGA